AUGUCUCUCAAAUCUUUCUUCAUUGCUAUAAUUGGCGCCGCAGUUAGCCUGCAGCUGCUCAUUCUCGGCAACAUGAGCUACCUCUACGGCUCUGCCUAUCAUGACGGCUCGCGUUAUAGCUCAAUGAAGUUUUUGUACGUCGACUACGACCAAGGAUCAGUGGGCGAGUCUGUGAUGACAGCAUAUAAUGCACUGAAAGGCCCUUCCUUCCCUACGGUCAUUCAGCAAAACAGGCAAACCUACCCGACGCAGAAACAUAUUCAUGAAGCCAUCUGCAGUGGUGAAUACUGGGGUGCCGUUUAUGCUUCUCCAAAUGCAUCGUCCAAAUUAUCAGCUGCUCUAUCUUCCUCCGAAGUUGCACAAGGAUACGACAGCUCGAAGGCGCUGGGCUACAUCUGGAGCAGCACUCGUUAUCCCGCCUACGCUCAGGGCGUCUUUUCAAAUUUACUCCAGAUCACAGAAGCUGCUGCCGCGGUAUACAAAAAGACAAACGGCACAGAUCUCCUUCCCUGGAUCAAUACCUCCGAUCGUUCCAUCGCGCAAACAAUCCUCGACCCGGUCUCUGCAACCUCAACAGAUAUUCACCCAAUGCCUCAAGGUGUCCGAUUUUACUACAAUACCGUGUCCAUGGUCAUGCCUAUAAUCAUCCAGUUCUUUUUCAUAAUGGCACUCAACGGCGUCACACUCCAAAAUAAACUCUUCAGCAUGCUCUCGCCCAGGAAGAACACCCUGCUCCGUCUUUUCAUAUCGAUCAUCUAUACAUUUUUUGCCUCACUCGUCAUGUCAGGCUACAUCUGGGCCUUUCGCGAAGACUGGAGUGUUACCGGAGGGCAGUUCGCUCUAACAUGGAUGGCUAUAUGGCUCGCCAUGCACGUUCACUUUCUGAUAAUUGAUUUCGCAACAGCAAUUUUCCCUAUGCCCUUUAUGCCCUACUUUGUCCUAACCUGGAUUAUCAUGAACGUGACGAGUACUAUUGGGCCGUUUGAGCAGUCUCCAGGAUUCUAUCGAUUGGGGUAUAUCUUUCCAGCGCAUGGGCUUUACGAGAUUAUGAUGGAUAUCUGGACACAGGGCUGUAACCCGCAUUUGUAUCGUGCAUUGCCGAUUUUAUUUGCGGAGUGGGUGGUUGGCAUUGGGUUGUUUGUAUUGGGUAUGGGAAUGAGGAUGGAGGUUGGGCUGGGAGGAAUUUUUGGAAGACAGACCGUGAGCAUUCUGCGAGAGGAAAAAUAG
Molecule: messenger RNA, 1227 nt
Organism: Penicillium salamii
Lineage: Eukaryota; Fungi; Ascomycota; Eurotiomycetes; Eurotiales; Aspergillaceae
Source: the annotation of a GenBank genome assembly